GAAGAAACGAGCUCAAGCAGGAACUCAACGGGUGUGCGUUCAAUAAACCAUGACUACAGUCUUGUCCAGAGACAGCCAGCUGAAGACGAUGGAGUCGACCUUAAGUAACGCGGAAAAAUACAUGGGGCAGUUCUGCACGCUGCUCGCGGCAUACACGCGCAAGACAGCCAAGCUCAGGGACAAGGCCGACACGCUCGUGCGCCAGCUGUACGAGUUCGCCUGCACGGGAGACUCCGAGAUGAACGUGUGCCUGAAAAACUUCUCUGAGGACUUGGCCAUGGUGCAGGACUACAGACAGGCUCAGGUUGAGAGGCUGGAAACACGUGUGGUUGCCCCUCUGAAGGCGUAUGGUGAUAUAGUGAAAGCCAAGCGAGCGGACUUGAAGAAGUUCAGCACAGAUCGCAAGAGGGAGGUGAAAGAGCUGCAGCGGCUGGAAACGUUGCGGCUGAGGAACCCGGCGGAUAGACAGGGCAUCUCACAGGCUGAGGUGAAUGUGCAGAAGGCCACUAGCUAUGCCCACAGAAGCACCCAGCAGAUGGAGGACAUCAUCCUGGACUUCCAGAGACACAAACUGGAGGACGUAAAGAGAAUCUUCAGAGACUUCAUCAUGGUGGAGAUGCUGUUCCAUACCAAAGCUGUGGAGGUCUAUACGCACACCUUCAAGAAUAUGGAAACCAUGGACAUCGACAAAGAUCUGCAGGUGUUUAGGAACCGUAUCCAGCUGUCUGAGGCUCUGCUAGAAAACACAGCUUCCACCGCUGCAAUGCUUCCGUACCCGAGUCCCAGCUCCCCUCCUCUCAGACUGGCCCGUCACCCCAGCCCCCCUCCCUCCAUCCCCAGAAUGACCCUGGAGCAACCCAAAGAGUCUUUGAGGAGAACUCUACUCAGGGAGAGGGAGGCAGAGGAUGAAGAAGAAGAAGAGGAGGACGACGAGGAAGAGGAGGAGCGGUACAACUCAGAGGACGACCUAGGUGAGCCACGUACGAUCAGACGAUCGUACGCCGCUGAAUAUGUCAGGAACCAGAGACAGAAAUGAUUUGUGUUAAUGCUGUUAGUUUAGGAUGCCGCCAUUUUGGAGAUGCAUCUAAGGAAGCCACACAUUCAUGCAGGCCAUGUCAUUUAGGCUGGAUUAUGUAUAAUUUAAUGGUUGUUUUAUGGCCAAUAAAUCUGUAAGAUGUUUGUAAAAAGCA
This is a messenger RNA of Electrophorus electricus (electric eel), 1190 nucleotides long. It is a transcript of the gene cibar2, whose product is annotated as CBY1 interacting BAR domain containing 2. Gene Ontology annotation, cellular component: ciliary basal body; ciliary transition zone. Gene Ontology annotation, biological process: cilium assembly. The record is from RefSeq and is a predicted model, not a curated record. NCBI's taxonomy places the organism in Eukaryota, Metazoa, Chordata, Actinopteri, Gymnotiformes, Gymnotidae.